UGUAAAAACUUAAUGUUUAAAAAGUCACGUAUUCCAAAUUAUAUCCAAGAAUUUUAAUACUAAAAUUUUCAAGUAACAAUGGAAUUGCUAAAAGACUUCAAAUCAACAGAUGAAAUUUUGAUUCUGAGAGGUACAAACGAAACAGACACUAUUAAAAAAAUACGUGAAAUUUUUAUUAACUCUCAAGAUAUUUCUAAAGAAGAUAUAUUACAAAGAAAUGAAGAAUCGGCUGUUUCAAUAUGCUGUGAAGAAGUUGGAGAUACAUUAAUCUCAAAUAUUUUCAAAGUAUUGACCCCUAAUGGAAAAUUAAUAAUCACAAAAGUAGAAGAUAAAGAACAGACAAAAUUAGAUCUUAUCACAAAAGGCUUUAUGAAUGUUCAAAUAUUAGAAGAAUGUAUAACUGCAAGUAAACCAAAUUUCAAAUCUGGAUCAUCAGCUCAAAUCAAACUUCCAAAAAAACCAGCUGUGUGGAAGCUAGACGAUGAUCUAGAAGAUGAUGUUGAAACAAUAGAUCCUGAUGACUUAUUAGAUGAAGAUGAUAUGCAAAAGCCAGAUCCAACAAGCUUAAGAGUAUGUGCAACAACUGGAAAGCGUAAAGCUUGCAAGGAUUGCAGUUGUGGAUUAGCUGAAGAGCUAGCUAAUAAAGCUAGUAAAGAAGAUGUUACUACGAAAGAUACCCCUAAAUCAUCUUGUGGAAGCUGUUACUUGGGAGACGCAUUCCGUUGUGCUACAUGCCCUUAUUUAGGUAUGCCAGCAUUUAAACCUGGUGAGAAGAUUCAAUUAGUAGGGAAUCAACUCCAUGCUGAUGUUCAACUUUAGGAUUCUUAGUUUAAAUUUUGGUUCUGAAAAGAUAAAAAUAUUAAUUUACUUUUUUAAUAUGUUGAAUACAUCAAUGUUGUAGUGAUAAAAAUAAAUUUUUACUAAAUAUUUUUUUUUUAUUUUUUAAUAAUGAUUUGUGGUGUCAUAUCAACUGUAUUAUUUUUGCAAUAAUAAUAAACAUAAUAUAUUGGAAACUA
This is a messenger RNA of Diorhabda carinulata, 1016 nucleotides long. It is a transcript of the gene CIAPIN1, whose product is annotated as anamorsin homolog. The record is from RefSeq and is a predicted model, not a curated record. The transcript has a single exon. Gene Ontology annotation, biological process: iron-sulfur cluster assembly. NCBI's taxonomy places the organism in Eukaryota, Metazoa, Arthropoda, Insecta, Coleoptera, Chrysomelidae. Gene Ontology annotation, molecular function: iron-sulfur cluster binding. Bases 79 to 819 code for a protein of 246 amino acids. Gene Ontology annotation, cellular component: cytoplasm.